AUAUUUUAUCUGGCAGCGAUGUAAACUUAACGAAAUAUGUCCUAAAAUUAUUGUUCAAUGGUAAAUCCCUUAUUGUGCGUUUUGCCGAAAAAUCUAUAUAGCAGCGUUUGCAAUAACAUUUUUGCAAAUUAAAAUUGGUGUUUAAAUAACCAAAUUGUUCAAUAUAAUAUGUUUUGAACAACGCACGUAUUCAUUAACAUACUUAAAGAAAAUAAUUUAACAACAACUUGUGCACAGUGAAAGUCUAUAAUGGCGGGUGGUAAUUCACCACGCGUUGUCCAAAUUACCAAUAUUGCACCUCAAGCGACAAAAGACCAAAUGCAAACGCUAUUUGGUAAUAUUGGUAAAAUUGAGGAAAUUCGAUUGUAUCCAACAGUACGUGAUGUUUCUUGUCCCGUUCAAUCAAGAAUUUGCUAUGUAAAAUAUGAAGAUAGUAAUUCUGUACCGGUGGCUCAACAUUUAACAAAUACGGUCUUUAUUGACCGGGCUCUUAUUGUUAUACCUGUAUUAGCUAUACCUGAUGAAUAUCGCGCACUGGAAAUGUCUAAGAAUGGUACGAUUGUGCCGGGCUUACAAAAACCAGAUUCGAAACUACCACCGGAGGUAGUUAAUAGGAUUGAGGGCCAAUCGCCUCAGCAGGUAAUAAAAACUUAUGAUCCAAAACUAGUGGAUAAUAAUUUACCAGAAUAUCCUGCAUUACCUUCUUUUUAUGAUGGUAGAAAAAUAGAAGAGAUUCGUCGUACGAUAAUCGUAUGUGAUGUUAAAAACGAAUGGCGCCUUGAUGAUUUAAUGGAAUGCUUUCAACGUGCAGGAGAAGUUAAAUAUGCGCGCUGGGCUGAAAAAGAUAACAAAACUUACUGUAUGAUAGAAUUUUGUGAACAGCCAAGCAUUAUACAUGCGUUAAAAAUGCAAGGUCAUGAGUUUAAAAGUGGAUAUCUUAAUGUAUAUCAUUCAACAGAUUCUAUUGUUAAACCUGAAGCUAAAUCAAAUGAAGCCGCACAAGCCGAAAUUGAGGAGGCAAUGACAAUUGUAAAAGAAGCUCAAAAUAUGAUUUCAGCUGCAAUUGACCCUGUAAUUGGAAUGUUGGCAAAAGAUAAACGACGUCGGUCGCGUUCACGAUCUCGCUCUCGUGAGCGUCGUACUAGUCGUUCCAGAUCACAUCGUUCUCGAUCUCGAAGACGUUCCCGUUCGCGUACACGUAAACGCACUCGCAGUAAAUCUAAAAGACGUUCUCGUUCACACUCUCGCAGUUCUCGAUCGAGGAAGCGUUCCCGAUCACAUAAACGGUCACGCUCUCGUCGUAAGAGUCGAUCACGUUCACGUUCUAAACGACGCACACGUUCGCGCGAACGUCGUAGCAAAAGAUCACGUUCAAGACAUAGAAGAAGUACUUCAAGAACUAGACGCUCACGUUCCCGUGGAAAGCGUUCCAGAUCUCGUGAACGUAAACGUUCUCAUAGAACAAGAGAAGAAAAACGAUCACGUUCUUCGCGUUCGCGUAGUAAACGUCGAACUUCCAUUUCUCCUUCAUCUGUACGCUCUCGCUCUAGUCGCAGAGAUGUAGCACCACCAACUUCAAAGACUUCAUCUUCAAAACGGCGUUCACGUACACCCGAUCGCAAAUUGAAGGCGAUAAUAGAGGACUCCGAAAUAAAAACUACACGUCCUAGUUCAGAUUCUAAAUCUCGGAAAUCUGUUAGUGUGGAAAAAUCGGAUAACAUGGAUAUAUCAAACUCUCCCUAAACGAUUUAACAAUAUUUAAAGUAUUUUCGUUUCUUUAUAAAAAAGAUGAAACAACAAAUUUAAAAUAUCAUUUAAACA
This is a messenger RNA of Teleopsis dalmanni, 1821 nucleotides long. RefSeq names its product probable splicing factor, arginine/serine-rich 7 (gene Srp54). The transcript is spliced from 2 exons. Gene Ontology annotation, molecular function: RNA binding. Gene Ontology annotation, cellular component: nucleoplasm. The coding region runs from base 250 to 1743 and encodes 497 amino acids. Lineage: Eukaryota; Metazoa; Arthropoda; Insecta; Diptera; Diopsidae. The record is from RefSeq and is a predicted model, not a curated record.